AUGCGUUUCUCCGUCAUCUCUGUUUCCCUCCUCUCCCUCUUCGCCUCCUCGGCUCUGGCUAUCCCCUCCGCUUCCGGCACCCUGAGCUGCAGCGAUGUCAGCUCUGAGCUCUCUGGCUACGAGCAGCGUCUCGCAAAGGCCACCGACACCAGCUCUCCCAAGUACCAGGCCGCCCAGAACCUGAUCGACUCUGCCAAGAACCUCGAGUCUGCCGACUGCGGCAGCUCCAGCAAGAGAUCCUACUACCCCCCCGAGAGCACCGGUCUCAUUGGAGAGAUCCUGAACGCUGUUGACUCGCUCGUGACUCGAGGCUCUCGGUCUGUAAACGACCAACCUAUCACCGAGAAGCGCGACGCUCGACGUCGCGCCUGGGAUCGUCCCGAUCAAGUUCCCUCGCAGAGUCGCCGGACGAUGGAGGGAUGCAAUGUUCAGGAUGACCUCGAUCCCACGUGGUCAACCAACGAACAGAACCCAUCAUCACUGGACUCGCUUUGUGAGUUCCUCAGCACUCCUCGGUCAGACCAACAAACUAGUCGACUGGGAGUGCUAGAGUUCACCCAUCCGAACUGUCCACCUGUUUAUCGCAAGAUUGACCAUCAGUGCUUGUUGCGCGACCUUGUCUCUGAAGAAACAAAUCUUACAGAGUCAGGUUCUCUGUAUGGCCGAAUCGUACUGGUUGAGAAUAUAUCGCGUGGUAUCGUGGAAAUCCUGGGCUCGACCCUGGGUAUUGAUCCGUUGUUCUUCAAGGCUCAUAUUGGACGCAAUGGCUGCUCCAGGAAUCCGAUGUUUGAAUAUGCAGAUGAUUCAAGCCAGCAGUUCCUUACGUGCCACUACCCUCGAGCCAUUACGCUGGAGGGCGUACAGGGAUCUGUUGAAUCUGAGAAUUAUGUGAGGCAGAUAAAUGUUGAUAGGGAUGCCCUCCUUCUACAUUCGACUCCAGAAAACACAUUCAAUGCGCUCAUUCAGCAUCGCUGCUCCGUCUGGGUAAAGUCUUAUCAAAGUGGUGGUUGGCUUGCCUUGAUCCUAGUUGACCCACCAGUCCUCAAUGGUGGUUUCCGACUUACCCCAGAAAGUAGUGCAGUGCGUCCCAUUACAACCUCUGGCUGUCGACUCUUCCAGGGUGGCAACGGAGACACCACCGGUACUCUCCUACCUGACGAGGGAAAUCGGCUAUCUGACCCUUUCAGCGAGGGAGAUAGUUCAUCUUGUCCUCCUCGAGACGGACUAUUUGAUGAUCUCAUUUACUACUGGACGAAUAGACCCGCAUCGUUCUUCGACAUCACCAGACCUCCGAUGAGUUUUCUGGCUUACUCCCCCAUCCAGAUAGCCCUCGCCGAAUGGAAGAACAGCCACAUUGCAAUGGUCCUGUUUCUCCGACACUUCGACUCGGAACUGAUCAGAAGGGCAGUCAGAAAGAAGCUUGCCGAAAUCAAGAAAGAUCCUGAAGACUGCACCCGUCCACCCAAGCAAUCUGAGUCUAGCGUCUCGAACUUAACAGGCUUCCGCCGCUGGUUCAUGUCCACCAUCAAUCCUCCUCAAGCUCACGAUAAAACUACCCAGCCCCGCAAGAGCUCUGAAAAGAAAACCCGCAAAAUCUAUCGGUCUGACCCUAUGUUCCAGAUCUUCAUGACCAUGCGAACUUGGAUCAUGCCCAUUAUCACGCAAAACUACCGGGAUAUCAAGUACCUUAGAUCCCAGACAUUAGCCCUUCCACCCAUUAUCGACUCUUAUGAUGACGUUAUUAAUAGCCUAGGACAAUUCGCCUCGGCCCUUGAUACAAUCUUACCCUGUGGUAAGGAGUUCGCCAAUGACCGUACUAACACCAUCAUACCCUACCAGCGUAACUUUUGA
Molecule: messenger RNA, 1851 nt
Organism: Aspergillus tubingensis
Lineage: Eukaryota; Fungi; Ascomycota; Eurotiomycetes; Eurotiales; Aspergillaceae
Product: KR domain family protein
Exons: 4
Coding region: 1-1851 (616 amino acids)
Source: RefSeq, a predicted model, not a curated record